GUGAGCAAGGCUCCCAUUCCGCGACUACUCGUUUUGGAUUUUCUGUUGGAGAAGAAGUUAAAGGAAACCCAAAGCGAACAUUGGCGAAAAAAACAAAGCGGACGACUGCUCGUGUGAGGCUCACCCUUUUAGGGAUAUAAAAUAUGGGGUUGGCCCAGACUAUACCUCCGGGACUGAUCUUCUGGAUUCUAGCAAUAAGUACAACAUGGACAUCCGCCCAAGAAACUGGUCACUGGUGUGACAACAGCAAAUUUAUAACAACAACGGAAGUGGGAAAAUGCGGGAACUUCAUGCAAAUGGUGUUGGACGGCUACUCUCUAGACCGGGAGGAAUCAAACCUGGCGGAUCUGUCUGAGAAGGAGGCUAACGCCAAGAUCAGCCAGUGGUCAAAAGAUCCCGACAACAGUCCAGACUGUGUUUUCAAUAAGAAAACGACGUCAUCUGAGCGGGAGUGCUGCCCUGACUGGAAGGGAGACAACUGCGAUAUCCCUAUCUGCGGCGAGAAAGGCUGUCAGAAUGGGGGUUCAUGCGCAGCUCCUAACCGCUGUAUAUGUCUUGAGGGGUACGGAGGCUACCUCUGCGAAGACGCUAAGUCAGAGCUCACCGCGAACAAGAAGUUCUGUUACAGGGGAGCUAACUGCUGGGGAGACAAGACAGCACCUGCACCGGUCACGGUUGAAGAGUGUUGUAAAGGCAUGGGCGGCUUCUGGGGUCUGUACGACCCCACCGACGUCACCAUGUGCCAAGAGUGCCCAGCAUAUCUCCAAGAUAACGGUACAAACGUCGUCACAGACCAGCUGUUCGAUCCCGGCUUCCGAACUUGUCUCUCGUAUCUCACCGACAGUUACAGGACACUUGAUGGCUACAACUACCGCUUUGGAGGCGGAUGUUCUUACGUCCUCGCCGAGCUGGAAAACGAAUGGAGUAUCUACAUGAAGCUUGUCAACUGCUAUUCCGUUGACACCUGUAAAAAGAAACUUAUCAUGAAGUUCCAGAUCGGACAGACUAUCGAAGUGUUCAGACAUGUUGUCAAGUUGAACGGAGAGGAAAUCACAUAUGACGGACUGGGAACAGUUGUUGGAGGAGUCAGAAUCCAGCGUUUAGGAGACGAGUUUCUGGAAUUUAAACCCACGAUUGGAGGGAUCGCUAUCAAAGUGAGCGCGGACUCGACUGUCAUGGUGACACUAGACAAUAAUCUGCGCUUUAUCCAGGGAAUGUCCGAUGAACAGAUGAUCCGUGGUCUCUGUGGCAACUUUGACGGUGACGCCAACAAUGACUUCACAACAGCAUUUGGCAAGUCAACCAAUAGCGCAUCUGAAUUUGGAACCUCUUUCGCCAUUGACAUUCCAAAUGAACCAUGUGACACCGCUGCCACUAACGUCAUGAACCGAUGUGUACAAGGCAGCGACAUCGAGGCUGCUGCCAGAGAGAAGUGUUCUCAACUCAGAUCUGGCGCUUUCCGGGAAUGUGGAAAAUACAUGUCUCCUGAGCCAUGGAUCCUGCGCUGUAUGGCUGAUUAUUGCGGAGCCGCCAACAUGGAAGGAGAAGCUAAUCUUAACAAGGCUGUCUGUACAAUAUUUACAAUUUUUGCUCAGCAAUGCUCAGAAUACGGACCACGCAUCUCAUGGAGAAGGACAGACUUUUGUCCAAUGUCGUGUCCCGCUAACAUGGUUUACACGGACUGCUAUGAGGAAUGCCCGCGCAGCUGUAGCUCGCUCACAACACUCCUGCCGAAAUGCGUAUCCUCCUGCGUACCUGGAUGUGAUUGCGCUCCAGGUUAUGUUAGAGAGGGCAAUGCCUGUAUUAAACCGGAAGACUGCCCAUGCCGAUACAAAAACGAGCUGCACCCGAGCGGUAGCGUCAUGUCUGUGGAUUGUAAUGAAUGCGUGUGUAACCACGGUCACUGGGACUGUACCACGGACAAGUGCGCCUCUACAUGCGCUAUUGUGGGUGUGGGAAACGUGAAGACGUUCGACGGAGAAGGUUACCACGUCAGAUUCAGCUCUUGUGCUUAUACAGCUGUUCAGCCAAUGGAUCAGUCCAAUGAUACCCGCACGCAGCUGUCCAUCAACCUACAGUUCCAACGCUGUACCGACAAUGCUGAUAUCGGCUGUAUUAGUGGAGUAGUCAUCUCAAACCCUGAAAUCUCCAUCGACGUCUCCUACAACAAAGUUUUGAUCAACGGUGUGGACCGAACCGGCAGUCUACCGCACACGUCCAAGAGUGCCGUCGUCAGAAUGGUUGCUUCGAAAUUCCUGUUGGUGAAAGGAUUCGGUUAUCGAGUGCUCUUCCACAAUGAGAGAAAUAUGCCAGCCGUGUACAUCCGACUCGAUCCUUUCUUCAAUGAUAAGGUGAGAGGUAUUUGCGGUACCUACAACUUCCAGAAAGAGGACGAUCUUUUGGCUGCGAAUGGUGCACCUUACACUCGUGCUAAAGACCUCGUGAACGCUUAUAAGGACCCGACUUGCCCUGCUGCAGAGAUUCCGGAAUCUGACUCUUGUCCAACUGUGAGCGCCGAAACCAUGCAAGAGAAAUGCGGUUACUUGGUGGACAAGACAGUGUUCGGAGACUGUGGCGAGAAGAUCGACAACAUUGGUUGGUACUACGAGAUGUGUCGUCAUGAUAUCUGCUCUCUUGGAUCUGCCAGCGGAAGGCGUCCUGAGUGCACCAUUAGCAACGCCCUAGCUGGGGAGUGUACUAAACAGGGUGCUUCCAUAGAUGAGAAUUACAUACAAACAAUUUGUGCCAAAGGUGAUUUCAAAGGACUUAACUGUGGAGAAAAUAGCUUCUAUACAUACAGCGCCUCCAUGUGCUCUGGCGAAUGCCGUGCUCUGUCUAUGCCAGACGUCCGCUGCACCGAGGAAAUGAUCCGAGGGUGCAAAUGUGAAGAUGAUAAACUGGUAGAUGAAGACGGCAAAUGUGUGAAUAUAGCCGAUUGCACCUGCUACAACAAAUACAACCCAGAGUUUCCAGUCUCUCGCGCUGGAGAUGAAGUCAUGAUGAAAUGUACAUCUUGUAAAUGUGAGAAUGGUGCUUGGGAAUGUGGGGAGGGUACGUGUAAAGAAGGCGUCGUCUGCCCCAAGAGUCAAGUCUGGCUGGAUUCUGUGUCCUCUUGCCAGAGAUCUUGUUUGACCUACGACAGCAACUUUCUCUGCCAGGAAGAGCGAUUUGAUGAGGGCUGUGGAUGUAACGGAACUAAGAUCAUGACAAAAGCCGGAUUGUGUGUGGAGCCUGACGAAUGUCCCUGUAUGUACGGGUCAGAAAUGUACGAGCCAGAGGAGUCAAUCAGGGUUGGCUGUAAGGAAAUCACCUGCCGACAGCGAAAAUGGGUCCAGACCCGAGAAUACGACUGCCCAGUCACUUGCACGGCUUCCGGAGAUCCUCAUUACAAGACGUUUGACGGCAAGGCCUACGCUUUCCAAGGUGCUUGUGAGUACAUCAUGGUGGCCGAUCCUGAUGGCCGCUUCAGUGUCGUGACUGCAAACAUGGCGUGCGGUGUCACGGGCGUGACCUGCACCAAGAGCGUGACUGUCACCGUCGACAGUAUGGUCAUCAACAUGCUGAGAGGCAAAGGUGUGACUGUUAACGACAGGACUAUUACCAACUUUCCAUACGAUACCACUGGUCUCCGAGUCAGCCGAGUUGGACUAUUCUACCACCUUUUCUUUGACUUCGGUCUCACUGUACAGUUCGAUUCACAUACCAGAGUGUACAUUCACCUCACCAACGACUGGAAGGACAAGAAUCUAGAGGGUCUUUGUGGUAACUACAACGGCAAUGCUGACGACGAUUAUAAAUCCAAAUCCGGCGCUGUCGAGUCUGUGAGCAAUGUGUUCGCUGACAGUUGGGCAACCACCUUGUGUCCAACAAAGCCUCAAGAAAUACCCGUCGAAGGAAACCUCUGCUUGGCGGAGCAUGCUAACAGACAGCCGUGGGCUAUUUCCUCCUGUAGCAUCAUCAAGUCUGGUGCAGUGUUCCAAGAUUGCAGAAACAACCCCAGUAUGCUUAGCAGUACCGUCGAGCGAUUCUAUUCAGACUGUGUGUUUGAUGCAUGCAGCUGCGAUCGUGGUGGAGACUGUGAGUGUCUGUGUACAGCCAUUGCAAACUUUGCCGAAGAGUGUAACAGAAUUGGAUACCCCGUCAAAUGGAGGCACCAGGACCUUUGUCCCAUGCAGUGUGAAUACGGGUACGUGUACAAACCAUGUGGCUCCCCCUGUGAGCAGACGUGUAAGAACAUCGGAGCUGAUCCAGAGGCUUACUGUCAUUCCACUCACUGUAUGGAAGGCUGCUACUGUCCCGAUGGCAUGGUGGAGAAUGGUGGUUCGUGUAUCCCCGCCGAAGAUUGCCCAUGCUCCUUGAAUGGCGUGAUGUAUCCCAAAGGGGCAAUUCUUUACGAAAACUGCAGAAACUGCACUUGUGUGGCCGGCCAAUUUGAAUGUGUUGGUGAAGGCUGCCAAUGCUUGCAGGACGAAUUUGCUUGCUCCGACGGCAGUUGUAUUCAGGCCCGAUAUGAGUGCGACGGACACGUGGACUGCGCCGAUGGCUCUGACGAAGCGGAGUGUGCUGGUCCGUGUGAAGCUGGAGAGUUCCAGUGUGUGGACAAACACUUCUGUAUCUCAGAAGACUACCUGUGUGAUAAGAACGUGGACUGUUUGGACGGCAGUGACGAGUGGGCAUGCGAAGCGACUGCACCACCGUGCGGUUUGCACCAAUUCUCUUGCGACUCAGGCGAGUGCAUUCCAAUGGAAUACUACUGCGAUGGAACCCAAGAUUGUGGCGAAAUGGACGAUUCAGACGAGGCUCACUGCAAAGGACCUUGUACAGAUGGAUACUUCAGCUGUAAUAUGACAUCCAUUAAGGCUUGCUGGCCUGACAGUCUCAAGUGCGAUGGCCACGACGACUGUGGUAAUGGACUAGACGAGGAAGGCUGUGCAUGCGAUGCUUUUGAUAUGGAUUCAUCAAGUGCUUACAUCGAAGUGACGUCAUCAACCGGAGCCAGUGCCGCCGGAGCUCUAGAGGGUUCCGGACAGUCGUAUGUGGAUUACGAUAGUGUCAAACCCACUCUGGAUAUCACAUUCAAGGGCAUUAAAAACGUCAGGACAACUCGUGUCGUCCUGCAAGUUUCCAGCGCUGCAAGCGUGACCGUCACAAUCAAUCCCGAUGGCAACAACCCAUUUGAUCAGAAAUAUGACGGAGAGAAUGGUGUUGUUAUGGUUGACAUGGAGCUUCAAGGAAGAGGUACAAACAUUAUUCGAAUUACUGCAGAAAAGGAUUCACCUACUGCGGCAGUCAUCUACGAAAGUCUCCUGGUCGCAGCUUGCUUCGACGUUGUGGAAGAACCAUCGACCACAGCCGCCUCACCCGGUACAACGCUUAUUACGACUACACCAAUGCCUUUAAAAUGCGAGGGAGAUAACCCGGGACAGAUGAUGACCACUGUCGGCUACCCGGACCAGUUCCAGCUUGAAGCUGCCGAACCGUCAGAAAACUCUGCACCAGAAAACGCUCUCAAAGGUUCAGGAAAAGACUUCUCAACUGGAGCCGAAGACGCGUUCUUCUCUAUCAAGAAAGCAGCCAGAUAUCUGACCAUUUCCUUCAUUCUGGACGGCGAAAUCAGCGGGUUCACUGUGACCGUGGUGAAGGAUGGGGUUGACGAAAUAGUCUUCGUGGAUAAUGAGGUGGAUUCGUCACAACCCAUUCAAGUUAAAAACAAGUAUGUGGAUCAGACUGCUGACGGCAUUACAAUCCGAGUGGUCAAAAAGAGCCCUGAGGCUGAGGUUCGAUUUUACGAUGUUCAGGCGGAAAUUUGUGAAAUUCCAGGGACAGAGCCAACCACGACAGAAACACCGCCCACGACACCUCCAGUAUGCACUGAUAACAAUGAAUUCCUUUGUUCGGACGGCACGUGUAUUCUUCAAACACAGCUCUGCGACAUGGUCUGUGAUUGCCAUGGAAAUCCAGACUGUGAGGACGAAAACCGCCUCGACUGCACAAAAAAAGAGUGUCAGCCCGAUUAUACUAAGUUGCCGGGUUGUACAAUCAUGUACGAGGUAACGGAAUGCAUGCCAAAUACAACGAUAUGCGAUGGGCAGGUCGAUUGUGACAAUGGGGAGGACGAAGCUGAAGCCUUGUGUGGAACACCAGGGACAACUGCAGGUACGCCAGGUACAACAGCAGGAACACCAGGUACAACUGCAGGAACACCAGGUACAACUGUAGGUACACCAGGUACAACUGCAGGUACACCAGGUACAACUGCAGGAACACCAGGUACAACUGCAGGAACACCAGGGACAACUGAAGCAACGACCCCGUCAGUGGCAGCACCAACAGAUUGCGAAUCCAAUCUUCCUAUUACCAGCGCUGUACCCUCUGAUGUCGGACAACCGGGACAGAACCCAUUUAGUCCAGAACAGAGUGACUUUAUUGAGCUGGAGUUCACCAAAUUACUUUUUGUACACUCUGUGACAGCAGAGACAAGUGAUACAUUUACCGUACAGUAUAAAGAUCCUGCCGGAGCGUGGGUACCAUACCAAAGCAAGAUCGACGGACAGGAUGCACCAAAUGGUCAAUUUUCACCAGACUCAGGAGGAGAACAAAAAUUUGAUGUUAUACCUUUCAUAGCUUCGGCUGUGAGGAUAUAUCCCACGAAGGCCAUUACUAUUAGCAUUCAGGGAUGCGAGGAACCAGGAACUACUGCCGGAACACCAGGAACAACUGCCGGAACACCAGGAACCACUGCCGGAACACCAGGUACAACUGCAGGAACACCAGGAACAACUGUGGCAUCGACGACUCCUUUCCAAUGUCCUUCGACUCCAUUCAGUCUGAGCAGAGACAACCAGAACCUUUUCACAUUGGAAGAGGUUCCUACUAACGACAUGUCUGCAAUUGAAGAAGUUCUACCAGGAGGCGAGGGUUAUGCCGUGAAGGAAUUUGUCCUGACUUUGUCUAGUGAUGUGGUUUCUCCAGUUAUUAUGUCUGUUGAACUGGGUGUGGAUGGUACUUCUGAUACACCAGUGACCGUGACCGUUUUGGAUGGAGAGGAGGAAGUACUGACUAAACCCAUCACAGUUCCAGUGGCUGAUUCUGGCGUUGAAGAAUUCAAGGUUCCCGGAAACAAGGUUCGCGUCAUAGUAGAGUCUGCUGAGGCCUUAACUGUUAAAGACUUCGUGGUUACAGUUUGUGGAGAAGCGCCAACAGAAGGAACACCAGGCACAACUGCAGGUACGCCAGCUACAACAGCAGGUACACCAGGAACAACCGCUGGUACACCAGGAACAACCGCUGGUACACCAGGAACAACGUCAGCAACGCAGCCCACGACACCAUACAAAUGUGACGGGGAAAACAUGGAACCUCUUGCUUUGACUGAGGACAUGGUAUCAUACUCGGGUGGAGAGGGCUCCGUGCUUGUCGGAGCUGACGGAUGGGCUUCCAAUCCUGACGCGUCGGAAUCCGUCACAAUAACUGCAUCUGAAGGGUCUUCUUUUGUCAUUUUCAACAUCAAAUUUGCUGGCACAGCUGACUCAAAAGUCUCAUCAGCAUUAGUGGACGUCAAGUUUGCUGAUGGUAGCCCUGCGAAACAGUUCACAGUUAAUGUGGAUCUGCCGGAUGGCGAUUCUGUGUAUACCGAAGAACUUACUCCUUUCUUAACGGAAGUUGCUUCCGUCACUGUGACUCCACUGGAUGGUACUAGAAAUGGAAAUAACGCCCUUGUACUCAAGCUGGACAUCAGCGGUUGCUUGGAACUCGCACCAACUACAACCGGAGGCACAACUGCCGGAACACCAGGAACAACUGCUGCAACACCAGCAACAACUCCAUUCGAAUGUCCUUCGACUCCAUUCAGCCUGAGUAGAGACAACCAGAAUCUUUUCACAUUGGAAGAGGUUCCUACUAACGACAUGUCUGCAAUUGAUGAAGUUCUACCAGGAGGCGAGGGUUAUGCCGUGAAGGAAUUUGUCCUGACUUUGUCUAGUGAUGUGGUUUCUCCAGUUAUUAUGUCUGUUGAACUGGGUGUGGAUGGUACUUCUGAUACACCAGUGACCGUGACUGUUUUGAAUGGGGAAGAGGAAGUACUGACAAAACCAGUGACAGUUCCCGUUGGAGAGCCCGGCGUUGGAGAAUUCAAAGUCGCCGGAAACAAGGUUCGAUUCACGGUAGACUCUGCUGACGUCUUGAAUGUUAAAGACUUGGUGGUCACCAUUUGUGGAGAAGCACCAACGGAAGGCACGACCGUCGGAACACCAGGUACAACUGCCGGAACACCAGGUACAACUGCUGGAACACCAGGCACAACUGCCGGAACACCAGGCACAACCGCAGCAACACCAGGCACAACAGCUGCAACGCCAGGCACAACAGCAGCAACACCAGGCACAACAGCUGCAACACCAGCAACAACUCCAUUCCAAUGUCCUUCGACUCCAUUCAGCCUGAGUAGAGACAACCAGAACCUUUUCUCAUUGGAAGAGGUUCCUACUAACGACAUGUCUGCAAUUGAAGAAGUUUUACCAGGAGGCGAGGGUUAUGCUGUGAAGGAAUUUGUCCUGACUUUGUCUAGUGAUGUGGUUUCUCCAGUUAUUAUGUCUGUUGAACUGGGUGUGGAUGGUACUUCUGAUACACCAGUGACCGUGACUGUUUUGAACGGUGGAGAGGAAGUAUUGACAAAACCAGUGACAGUUCCCGUGGGAGUGCCCGGUGUUGGAGAAUUCAAAGUCGCAGGGAACAAGAUUCGCGUCACUGUAGACUCUGCUGAAGCCUUGAAUGUUAAAGACUUGGUGGUUACCAUUUGUGGAGAAGCACCAACAGAGGGCACAACCGCCGGAACACCAGGUACAACUGCCGGAACACCAGGUACAACUGCCGGAACACCAGGUACAACAAUUGGAACACCAGGUACCACAGCUGGAACACCAGGAACAACAGCUGCAACACCAGGUACAACAUCUGCAACACCAGGUACAACUGCAGGAACACCAGCAACAACUCCAUUUCAAUGUCCUUCGACUCCAUUCAGCCUGAGUAGAGACAACCAGAACCUUUUCACAUUGGAAGAGGUUCCUACUAACGACAUGUCUGCAAUUGAAGAAGUUCUACCAGGAGGCGAGGGUUAUGCCGUGAAGGAAUUUGUCCUGACUUUGUCUAGUGAUGUGGUUUCCCCAGUCAUUAUGUCUGUUGAACUGGGUGUGGAUGGUACUUCUGAUACACCAGUGACCGUGACUGUUUUGAACGGUGAAGAGGAAGUAUUGACAAAACCAGUGACAGUUCCCGUGGGAGUGCCCGGUGUUGGAGAAUUCAAAGUCGCAGGGAACAAGGUUCGCGUCACUGUAGACUCUGCUGAAGCCUUGAAUGUUAAAGACUUGGUGGUUACCAUUUGUGGAGAAGCACCAACAGAAGGCACAACGGCAGGAACACCAGGUACAACUGCCGGAACACCAGGUACAACAGUUGGAACACCAGGUACCACAGUAGGUACGCCAGGUACAACUGCAGGAACACCAGGUACAACUGCAGGUACACCAGGCACAACAGCAGGAACACCAGCCACAACAGCGGGGACACCAGGUACAACUGCAGGUACGCCAGGUACAACUGCAGGUACACCAGGCACAACUGCAGGAACGCCAGGUACAACUGCAGGUACACCAGCUACAACUCCAACGAAGUAUGAAUGUACGAAACAACCAACCACUUUAGACGAGACCAAUGUACAGCUGUAUUCUGUUGAGGUUGACGGAGAUUCACCAGCCCAGGAUGUAACUGGCGAUCAGCCCGUCGAUGUCACUGACAAGUUGGAUGUUACCUUGGAUACCAGCAAGCUGGAGGAGACUCCAGUAGUAAUGACUGUCUCUGUAGCUGUCAACACCGACAAGACUGGCAAACUGCGUGUCAUACUGACGAAUGCUGGUGAAGAAGUAGAGGUCAAGGAGUAUGAUCUCACAGCGGGUACAGUUGAUGUGACCUUCAACAAACCUGGCGACAAAGUCAGCUUUGAUGUGGUGCCAGAUGAAGAUGGUGUCAGUGUACAGCUGUCUUCCGUCGAUGUUGAAGUGUGCCUCAAAGAAUGUACGGAACAACCAACCACUUUAGACGAGACCAAUGUGCAGCUGUAUUCUGUUGAGGUUGACGGAGAUUCACCAGCCCAGGAUGUAACUGGCGAUCAGCCCGUCGAUGUCACUGACAAGUUGGAUGUUACCUUGGAUACCAGCAAGCUGGAGGAGACUCCAGUAGUAAUGACUGUCUCUGUAGCUGUCAACACCGACAAGACUGGCAAACUGCGUGUCAUACUGACGAAUGCUGGUGAAGAAGUAGAGGUCAAGGAGUAUGAUCUCACAGCGGGUACAGUUGAUGUGACCUUCAACAAACCUGGCGACAAAGUCAGCUUUGAUGUGGUGCCAGAUGAAGAUGGUGUCAGUGUACAGCUGUCUUCCGUCAAUGUUGAAGUGUGCCUCAAAGAAUGUACGGAACAACCAACCACUUUAGACGAGACCAAUGUGCAGCUGUAUUCUGUUGAGGUUGACGGAGAUUCACCAGCCCAGGAUGUAACUGGCGAUCAGCCCGUCGAUGUCACUGACAAGUUGGAUGUUACCUUGGAUACCAGCAAGCUGGAGGAGACUCCAGUAGUAACGACUGUCUCUGUAGCUGUCAACACCGACAAGACUGGCAAACUGCGUGUCAUACUGACGAAUGCUGGUGAAGAAGUAGAGGUCAAGGAGUAUGAUCUCACAGCGGGUACAGUUGAUGUGACCUUCAACAAACCUGGCGACAAAGUCAGCUUUGAUGUGGUGCCAGAUGAAGAUGGUGUCAGUGUACAGCUGUCUUCCGUCAAUGUUGAAGUGUGCCUCAAAGAAUGUACGGAACAACCAACCACUUUAGACGAGACCAAUGUACAGCUGUAUUCUGUUGAGGUUGACGGAGAUUCACCAGCCCAGGAUGUAACUGGCGAUCAGCCCGUCGAUGUCACUGACAAGUUGGAUGUUACCUUGGAUACCAGCAAGCUGGAGGAGACUCCAGUAGUAAUGACUGUCUCUGUAGCUGUCAACACCGACAAGACUGGCAAACUGCGUGUCAUACUGACGAAUGCUGGUGAAGAAGUAGAGGUCAAGGAGUAUGAUCUCACAGCGGGUACAGUUGAUGUGACCUUCAACAAACCUGGCGACAAAGUCAGCUUUGAUGUGGUGCCAGAUGAAGAUGGUGUCAGUGUACAGCUGUCUUCCGUCGAUGUUGAAGUGUGCCUCAAAGAAUGUACGGAACAACCAACCACUUUAGACGAGACCAAUGUGCAGCUGUAUUCUGUUGAGGUUGACGGAGAUUCACCAGCCCAGGAUGUAACUGGCGAUCAGCCCGUCGAUGUCACUGACAAGUUGGAUGUUACCUUGGAUACAAGCAAGCUGGAGGAGACUCCAGUAGUAAUGACUGUCUCUGUAGCUGUCAACACCGACAAGACUGGCAAACUGCGUGUCAUACUGACGAAUGCUGGUGAAGAAGUAGAGGUCAAGGAGUAUGAUCUCACAGCGGGUACAGUUGAUGUGACCUUCAACAAACCUGGCGACAAAGUCAGCUUUGAUGUGGUGCCAGAUGAAGAUGGUGUCAGUGUACAGCUGUCUUCCGUCGAUGUUGAAGUGUGCCUCAAAGAAUGUACGGAACAACCAACCACUUUAGACGAGACCAAUGUACAGCUGUAUUCUGUUGAGGUUGACGGAGAUUCACCAGCCCAGGAUGUAACUGGCGAUCAGCCCGUCGAUGUCACUGACAAGUUGGAUGUUACCUUGGAUACCAGCAAGCUGGAGGAGACUCCAGUAGUAAUGACUGUCUCUGUAGCUGUCAACACCGACAAGACUGGCAAACUGCGUGUCAUACUGACGAAUGCUGGUGAAGAAGUAGAGGUCAAGGAGUAUGAUCUCACAGCGGGUACAGUUGAUGUGACCUUCAACAAACCUGGCGACAAAGUCAGCUUUGAUGUGGUGCCAGAUGAAGAUGGUUUCAGUGUACAGCUGUCUUCCGUCAAUGUUGAAGUGUGCCUCAAAGAAUGUACGGAACAACCAACCACUUUAGACGAGACCAAUGUACAGCUGUAUUCUGUUGAGGUUGACGGAGAUUCACCAGCCCAGGAUGUAACUGGCGAUCAGCCCGUCGAUGUCACUGACAAGUUGGAUGUUACCUUGGAUACCAGCAAGCUGGAGGAGACUCCAGUAGUAAUGACUGUCUCUGUAGCUGUCAACACCGACAAGACUGGCAAACUGCGUGUCAUACUGACGAAUGCUGGUGAAGAAGUAGAGGUCAAGGAGUAUGAUCUCACAGCGGGUACAGUUGAUGUGACCUUCAACAAACCUGGCGACAAAGUCAGCUUUGAUGUGGUGCCAGAUGAAGAUGGUGUCAGUGUACAGCUGUCUUCCGUCAAUGUUGAAGUGUGCCUCAAAGAAUGUACGGAACAACCAACCACUUUAGACGAGACCAAUGUACAGCUGUAUUCUGUUGAGGUUGACGGAGAUUCACCAGCCCAGGAUGUAACUGGCGAUCAGCCCGUCGAUGUCACUGACAAGUUGGAUGUUACCUUGGAUACCAGCAAGCUGGAGGAGACUCCAGUAGUAAUGACUGUCUCUGUAGCUGUCAACACCGACAAGACUGGCAAACUGCGUGUCAUACUGACGAAUGCUGGUGAAGAAGUAGAGGUCAAGGAGUAUGAUCUCACAGCGGGUACAGUUGAUGUGACCUUCAACAAACCUGGCGACAAAGUCAGCUUUGAUGUGGUGCCAGAUGAAGAUGGUGUCAGUGUACAGCUGUCUUCCGUCGAUGUUGAAGUGUGCCUCAAAGAAUGUACGGAACAACCAACCACUUUAGACGAGACCAAUGUACAGCUGUAUUCUGUUGAGGUUGACGGAGAUUCACCAGCCCAGGAUGUAACUGGCGAUCAGCCCGUCGAUGUCACUGACAAGUUGGAUGUUACCUUGGAUACAAGCAAGCUGGAGGAGACUCCAGUAGUAAUGACUGUCUCUGUAGCUGUCAACACCGACAAGACUGGCAAACUGCGUGUCAUACUGACGAAUGCUGGUGAAGAAGUAGAGGUCAAGGAGUAUGAUCUCACAGCGGGUACAGUUGAUGUGACCUUCAACAAACCUGGCGACAAAGUCAGCUUUGAUGUGGUGCCAGAUGAAGAUGGUGUCAGUGUACAGCUGUCUUCCGUCAAUGUUGAAGUGUGCCUCAAAGAAUGUACGGAACAACCAACCACUUUAGACGAGACCAAUGUACAGCUGUAUUCUGUUGAGGUUGACGGAGAUUCACCAGCCCAGGAUGUAACUGGCGAUCAGCCCGUCGAUGUCACUGACAAGUUGGAUGUUACCUUGGAUACCAGCAAGCUGGAGGAGACUCCAGUAGUAAUGACUGUCUCUGUAGCUGUCAACACCGACAAGACUGGCAAACUGCGUGUCAUACUGACGAAUGCUGGUGAAGAAGUAGAGGUCAAGGAGUAUGAUCUCACAGCGGGUACAGUUGAUGUGACCUUCAACAAACCUGGCGACAAAGUCAGCUUUGAUGUGGUGCCAGAUGAAGAUGGUGUCAGUGUACAGCUGUCUUCCGUCAAUGUUGAAGUGUGCCUCAAAGAAUGUACGGAACAACCAACCACUUUAGACGAGACCAAUGUACAGCUGUAUUCUGUUGAGGUUGACGGAGAUUCACCAGCCCAGGAUGUAACUGGCGAUCAGCCCGUCGAUGUCACUGACAAGUUGGAUGUUACCUUGGAUACAAGCAAGCUGGAGGAGACUCCAGUAGUAAUGACUGUCUCUGUAGCUGUCAACACCGACAAGACUGGCAAACUGCGUGUCAUACUGACGAAUGCUGGUGAAGAAGUAGAGGUCAAGGAGUAUGAUCUCACAGCGGGUACAGUUGAUGUGACCUUCAACAAACCUGGCGACAAAGUCAGCUUUGAUGUGGUGCCAGAUGAAGAUGGUGUCAGUGUACAGCUGUCUUCCGUCAAUGUUGAAGUGUGCCUCAAAGAAUGUACGGAACAACCAACCACUUUAGACGAGACCAAUGUACAGCUGUAUUCUGUUGAGGUUGACGGAGAUUCACCAGCCCAGGAUGUAACUGGCGAUCAGCCCGUCGAUGUCACUGACAAGUUGGAUGUUACCUUGGAUACCAGCAAGCUGGAGGAGACUCCAGUAGUAAUGACUGUCUCUGUAGCUGUCAACACCGACAAGACUGGCAAACUGCGUGUCAUACUGACGAAUGCUGGUGAAGAAGUAGAGGUCAAGGAGUAUGAUCUCACAGCGGGUACAGUUGAUGUGACCUUCAACAAACCUGGCGACAAAGUCAGCUUUGAUGUGGUGCCAGAUGAAGAUGGUGUCAGUGUACAGCUGUCUUCCGUCAAUGUUGAAGUGUGCCUCAAAGAAUGUACGGAACAACCAACCACUUUAGACGAGACCAAUGUACAGCUGUAUUCUGUUGAGGUUGACGGAGAUUCACCAGCCCAGGAUGUAACUGGCGAUCAGCCCGUCGAUGUCACUGACAAGUUGGAUGUUACCUUGGAUACCAGCAAGCUGGAGGAGACUCCAGUAGUAAUGACUGUCUCUGUAGCUGUCAACACCGACAAGACUGGCAAACUGCGUGUCAUACUGACGAAUGCUGGUGAAGAAGUAGAGGUCAAGGAGUAUGAUCUCACAGCGGGUACAGUUGAUGUGACCUUCAACAAACCUGGCGACAAAGUCAGCUUUGAUGUGGUGCCAGAUGAAGAUGGUGUCAGUGUACAGCUGUCUUCCGUCGAUGUUGAAGUGUGCCUCAAAGAAUGUACGGAACAACCAACCACUUUAGACGAGACCAAUGUACAGCUGUAUUCUGUUGAGGUUGACGGAGAUUCACCAGCCCAGGAUGUAACUGGCGAUCAGCCCGUCGAUGUCACUGACAAGUUGGAUGUUACCUUGGAUACCAGCAAGCUGGAGGAGACUCCAGUAGUAAUGACUGUCUCUGUAGCUGUCAACACCGACAAGACUGGCAAACUGCGUGUCAUACUGACGAAUGCUGGUGAAGAAGUAGAGGUCAAGGAGUAUGAUCUCACAGCGGGUACAGUUGAUGUGACCUUCAACAAACCUGGCGACAAAGUCAGCUUUGAUGUGGUGCCAGAUGAAGAUGGUGUCAGUGUACAGCUGUCUUCCGUCAAUGUUGAAGUGUGCCUCAAAGAAUGUACGGAACAACCAACCACUUUAGACGAGACCAAUGUACAGCUGUAUUCUGUUGAGGUUGACGGAGAUUCACCAGCCCAGGAUGUAACUGGCGAUCAGCCCGUCGAUGUCACUGACAAGUUGGAUGUUACCUUGGAUACCAGCAAGCUGGAGGAGACUCCAGUAGUAAUGACUGUCUCUGUAGCUGUCAACACCGACAAGACUGGCAAACUGCGUGUCAUACUGACGAAUGCUGGUGAAGAAGUAGAGGUCAAGGAGUAUGAUCUCACAGCGGGUACAGUUGAUGUGACCUUCAACAAACCUGGCGACAAAGUCAGCUUUGAUGUGGUGCCAGAUGAAGAUGGUGUCAGUGUACAGCUGUCUUCCGUCAAUGUUGAAGUGUGCCUCAAAGAAUGUACGGAACAACCAACCACUUUAGACGAGACCAAUGUACAGCUGUAUUCUGUUGAGGUUGACGGAGAUUCACCAGCCCAGGAUGUAACUGGCGAUCAGCCCGUCGAUGUCACUGACAAGUUGGAUGUUACCUUGGAUACCAGCAAGCUGGAGGAGACUCCAGUAGUAAUGACUGUCUCUGUAGCUGUCAACACCGACAAGACUGGCAAACUGCGUGUCAUACUGACGAAUGCUGGUGAAGAAGUAGAGGUCAAGGAGUAUGAUCUCACAGCGGGUACAGUUGAUGUGACCUUCAACAAACCUGGCGACAAAGUCAGCUUUGAUGUGGUGCCAGAUGAAGAUGGUGUCAGUGUACAGCUGUCUUCCGUCGAUGUUGAAGUGUGCCUCAAAGAAUGUACGGAACAACCAACCACUUUAGACGAGACCAAUGUACAGCUGUAUUCUGUUGAGGUUGACGGAGAUUCACCAGCCCAGGAUGUAACUGGCGAUCAGCCCGUCGAUGUCACUGACAAGUUGGAUGUUACCUUGGAUACCAGCAAGCUGGAGGAGACUCCAGUAGUAAUGACUGUCUCUGUAGCUGUCAACACCGACAAGACUGGCAAACUGCGUGUCAUACUGACGAAUGCUGGUGAAGAAGUAGAGGUCAAGGAGUAUGAUCUCACAGCGGGUACAGUUGAUGUGACCUUCAACAAACCUGGCGACAAAGUCAGCUUUGAUGUGGUGCCAGAUGAAGAUGGUGUCAGUGUACAGCUGUCUUCCGUCAAUGUUGAAGUGUGCCUCAAAGAAUGUACGGAACAACCAACCACUUUAGACGAGACCAAUGUACAGCUGUAUUCUGUUGAGGUUGACGGAGAUUCACCAGCCCAGGAUGUAACUGGCGAUCAGCCCGUCGAUGUCACUGACAAGUUGGAUGUUACCUUGGAUACCAGCAAGCUGGAGGAGACUCCAGUAGUAAUGACUGUCUCUGUAGCUGUCAACACCGACAAGACUGGCAAACUGCGUGUCAUACUGACGAAUGCUGGUGAAGAAGUAGAGGUCAAGGAGUAUGAUCUCACAGCGGGUACAGUUGAUGUGACCUUCAACAAACCUGGCGACAAAGUCAGCUUUGAUGUGGUGCCAGAUGAAGAUGGUGUCAGUGUACAGCUGUCUUCCGUCAAUGUUGAAGUGUGCCUCAAAGAAUGUACGGAACAACCAACCACUUUAGACGAGACCAAUGUACAGCUGUAUUCUGUUGAGGUUGACGGAGAUUCACCAGCCCAGGAUGUAACUGGCGAUCAGCCCGUCGAUGUCACUGACAAGUUGGAUGUUACCUUGGAUACCAGCAAGCUGGAGGAGACUCCAGUAGUAAUGACUGUCUCUGUAGCUGUCAACACCGACAAGACUGGCAAACUGCGUGUCAUACUGACGAAUGCUGGUGAAGAAGUAGAGGUCAAGGAGUAUGAUCUCACAGCGGGUACAGUUGAUGUGACCUUCAACAAACCUGGCGACAAAGUCAGCUUUGAUGUGGUGCCAGAUGAAGAUGGUGUCAGUGUACAGCUGUCUUCCGUCGAUGUUGAAGUGUGCCUCAAAGAAUGUACGGAACAACCAACCACUUUAGACGAGACCAAUGUACAGCUGUAUUCUGUUGAGGUUGACGGAGAUUCACCAGCCCAGGAUGUAACUGGCGAUCAGCCCGUCGAUGUCACUGACAAGUUGGAUGUUACCUUGGAUACCAGCAAGCUGGAGGAGACUCCAGUAGUAAUGACUGUCUCUGUAGCUGUCAACACCGACAAGACUGGCAAACUGCGUGUCAUACUGACGAAUGCUGGUGAAGAAGUAGAGGUCAAGGAGUAUGAUCUCACAGCGGGUACAGUUGAUGUGACCUUCAACAAACCUGGAGACAAAGUCAGCUUUGAUGUGGUGCCAGAUGAAGAUGGUGUCAGUGUACAGCUGUCUUCCGUCAAUGUUGAAGUGUGCCUCAAAGAAUGUACGGAACAACCAACCACUUUAGACGAGACCAAUGUACAGCUGUAUUCUGUUGAGGUUGACGGAGAUUCACCAGCCCAGGAUGUAACUGGCGAUCAGCCCGUCGAUGUCACUGACAAGUUGGAUGUUACCUUGGAUACCAGCAAGCUGGAGGAGACUCCAGUAGUAAUGACUGUCUCUGUAGCUGUCAACACCGACAAGACUGGCAAACUGCGUGUCAUACUGACGAAUGCUGGUGAAGAAGUAGAGGUCAAGGAGUAUGAUCUCACAGCGGGUACAGUUGAUGUGACCUUCAACAAACCUGGCGACAAAGUCAGCUUUGAUGUGGUGCCAGAUGAAGAUGGUGUCAGUGUACAGCUGUCUUCAGUCGAUGUUGAAGUGUGCCUCAAAGAAUGUACGGAACAACCAACCACUUUAGACGAGACCAAUGUACAGCUGUAUUCUGUUGAGGUUGACGGAGAUUCACCAGCCCAGGAUGUAACUGGCGAUCAGCCCGUCGAUGUCACUGACAAGUUGGAUGUUACCUUGGAUACCAGCAAGCUGGAGGAGACUCCAGUAGUAAUGACUGUCUCUGUAGCUGUCAACACCGACAAGACUGGCAAACUGCGUGUCAUACUGACGAAUGCUGGUGAAGAGGUAGAGGUCAAGGAGUAUGAUCUCACAGCGGGUACAGUUGAUGUGACCUUCAACAAACCUGGCGACAAAGUCAGCUUUGAUGUGGUGCCAGAUGAAGAUGGUGUCAGUGUACAGCUGUCUUCCGUCAAUGUUGAAGUGUGCCUCAAAGAAUGUACGGAACAACCAACCACUUUAGACGAGACCAAUGUACAGCUGUAUUCUGUUGAGGUUGACGGAGAUUCACCAGCCCAGGAUGUAACUGGCGAUCAGCCCGUCGAUGUCACUGACAAGUUGGAUGUUACCUUGGAUACCAGCAAGCUGGAACAGACUCCAGUAGUAAUGACUGUCUCUGUAGCUGUCAACACCGACAAGACUGGCAAACUGCGUGUCAUACUGACGAAUGCUGGUGAAGAAGUAGAGAUGUGA
Molecule: messenger RNA, 18578 nt
Organism: Liolophura sinensis
Lineage: Eukaryota; Metazoa; Mollusca; Polyplacophora; Chitonida; Chitonidae
Exons: 105
Coding region: 144-18578 (6144 amino acids)
Cellular component (GO): extracellular matrix
Molecular function (GO): protein binding
Source: RefSeq, a predicted model, not a curated record